Molecule: messenger RNA, 262 nt
Organism: Dentiscutata heterogama
Lineage: Eukaryota; Fungi; Glomeromycota; Glomeromycetes; Diversisporales; Gigasporaceae
Source: the annotation of a GenBank genome assembly
UCCAACACGCGGCUGUUACAAUAAUUGUCCCAAUCAAAAUUAUGGACAAUUACGCGAAACUGAAGAGAUAAACAGUGAAGGACGAAUACUUACAAUGAGCAUGAUUGAUGAAACAGCUCUUUCAAAAACAGCAAUAUCAAAUAAGAAGAAAAGAACUAUAAUAUAUAUGUGGAUAAUGGGCUUGAUGCUUGCUAUAUGCUGGAUUGUUUUUGGAGUGGUUGCUUAUGAGAAGGCUGGGGUACACGCCAAUGCUAGUGAGUAA